GUGUCACGUUUAAGGGGCGGAAACAGCAAGACAGAAGGAACAAAGUACAGUUUACACGGAAAUCAUAAACAUCUGGUCAAAAUAUCACUUUACCCAGCAGUACAGUGAAAAGGACAAUUACUGAUACAAUGUCGAAAAAGAAGGAAUUUCCUAGAGUGACAGUUCGGACGCCGAGGUUUCGAGAAGGCACUGCCCUCAUGAGAGCCCAUGAAACAAUGGUUGAUUUCAUAAAGGGUGGUGCACAAGGUUCUUUUAUGGAUAUUUUGGGUGUUGGCAUGUAUGGUUUUAUGCAAAAUUUAGAGGUGGAUCCAGACCGUGAUCUCAUAUAUUCAGAUGAUGAAUAUGAAGAUGAACCUGUUAAUGAACCAAAUCAAGCUCAAAAGCUAAAGCCUCACCCACAAUUAAAGGAGCUUGAUGAUAAGGAGGCUGAGCAAAUAAAAAGAUCUUUGGAAGAAGAACAAAAACGGAAAUCAAAAUCUGAAAAGAAUAAGCGCAAGAAAAUGCGUAAGAAAGAAAAGAAACAACAAGAAAAAGAGGAGACUGAACAGAACGUUUCACAUGAGGAGGAACAAGGAAAGUCUAAUUUUUAUGAAUGUGAAGACCUUAAUAAUGAAGAAAUUAAUAUUGAUCAAAAUAUUAUUGAUAAUUAUAAAGACAUUGAUAAAUCUGCGCCUGAUUUAUCCGAUAAACCCUGUUCUAAAGAAAAAAAUGAUGAAUUGAUAAAAGAAGAAAAACCUGUCAUAUUAAAUAAGGAAAAAGAUAAUCCUCCAAAGAAUAUAGAACUUAAAAACCCCACACCUUGUAUAGCUGUAUCUGUACCUGAGAAGAAGAGCAAAAACAAAUCUAAAAAUAUGGGAAAAGCCCAGACCAUUCAAAAUAAUAAGAUUAAAAAUGUGGAAGUUAAAUUGCCCAAAAAAGAAGAGUUUAAGGUGGACAAACCUGUCAAAAUUGAAACAAAGGAAAACACAGAAAUUAAACAUGAAGAAAAAAAGGGUGAACAUAUAGAGGAAAUUGUUGACCCUAUAGUAGAAGAAUAUGCAAAAAAGAGUAAAGAAAUGGCAGCUAUUGGAAACCGUUUGGCUGAAAGUGGAAAGUACGAAAUGGCCAUAACAUUCUUUAGUGAAGCUAUUAAAUUCAACCCAAAGGAAUACAAAUUAUUUGGGAACCGUUCAUUCUGUUUUGAAAAAAUGCAACAGUUUGAAGAAGCGCUGAGUGAUGCUGAGGUGUCUCUGUCCAUGGAGCCAAACUGGAUCAAAGGCUUGUUCAGGAAAGGCAAAGCACUUUGUGGCCUAAAGAAAUACUAUGAGGCUUCGCUUGCCUAUGUAGACGUGUUAAAACUGGACAGUACAAGUCAAGAGGCCGUAGUGGAGCUGAAACGGGCCCAGACUCUUCACCUUAUGGAAAUGGGAUUCACAUGGACCCAAAGCAACAAUGCUCUUAAAACACAUUCUACUUUGGAAGAAGCGUUAGAAGCUCUGUUUAAUGGGGAGUGUGAUUUCAGUCCUGAAGAAAAUGGCGCCUAUCAGUUGGAUGUCUCACAGAAGGAGUGGGAGAAUUUUCAUUUAUACACCAAAAAUAAACCUCAAACUAAAGAGAGAAUUCAACUACCAGCUCCAGUCUCAAAAAAACAAGGCAAACCGGAGGUGUUUCCAGUCUGGGUUGGUUCUUUGGCUCCGACUGUCAACUACGUGACUCUACAAGAGGUUUUCAGCAGAGCUGGGGCUGUGCUCAGUAUCAAAAUGGUACUGGAGCAUCAUUGUGCAUUUGUGAACUACGCCCGGAAAGAGGACAGUGCACGAGCCAUUCAACUUCUAAAUGGCUUGUUGCUGGAGGGCUCUCCUCUGUUGGUGCGAUAUCCCAGUCGAUUUCCUCCAGGGAUCGGAGUCUCCAAAGAUGCCCUCACAGACCCCCUCACUCCCCCCAGUUUAGAGAAGGAGUGCUUUUUCUGGCGGACGAUUGGAUGCAUGAAAAACGACUGCACUUUUAAACACAUCCCACAGAACAGAGGCAUCGACCGAGGACUGUUCAACCAUAAACUCGCUCACUGAGUUCUGCCUUCUCCCGUACUUAUACUUGCACUGCACUCUCCUGUGCUCUAUCUCUGAAUUAGAACUUUAGAUCUCUGUAGUGGUCCACUCAAGACACUGCCUUAGUCUGCUAGCUUAACUUGGGAUAAACAUAUUUUACUAAGAGAAUUUUAGCUGAUCCUUUGUUUUUCUUAAAACAAGGCUUCUUAAAAUUGAUACUUUCCAGUUAUAUUCUGGACACCAGUAGGUGGCAGCAUUGCCCUAAUCUGUCUCUGUUGAGGCAGUCCACUUGUUCAUUCAUCUUUUCUUUGAAAGCCUCUUGGGUUUUUUUUGGUUUAAUGAGAAAACAUAUUAUUGUAUUGACCCUAUUCAGUUUUAUGUUUCUAUAAUUUGUGUUUGUUUCAUGCAUGUUUAAAUCUAUGUGCGGUGGUUUUAUCCUGGUUAUGUUUUAGAGAAAGCAGCAGAAGUGCCCAUUACUCAGUAGUUUGUUCUUAGGAUUUUUUUGCUUAAAUCUCUAAGUCUCACUCACACUGUUUCACUAUAAGCGGCUCAGAUUGGCAGUCUUAUUUCCAGGAGUCAGCCCCAGGUCAACUGUAGCUCCACAUUACCAUAGUAUGUGGGGAGUGAAUGUAUAAUGCCCAAACUGUAUAGCAUAUACAAAACAAGCCAUAAUUAUUUUCAUUCUUAACCAUGAACCUCUUCUCAUCUCUCUCUCUCUGGGAACAUUAGCGGAAUUUGAUUAUCUCCAUUUUCCUCUUUGUUUGACCUGUAUUAAACAUUCAAGAUCUAGGAUACUAAACAUAUACCAAAGUGCUGAAUAAUUAGUGUAAAAGUGGUCCGCUGGUGGUGGAAACGCUGCGGUGUUUUGCUGCGUGCUUAGUCCUGGGUUCUUGGAGCAGCUGUUAUGUGGGCAUUAAUUGGCUGACACAGUGGCAUACCUCCAUGAAGCCUUAUUUGAUCGUGGGGAGAUUUGAGAGAAGAAAAGGACUGUAAAACCAACAACAUGAACUCUGUUUGAACUCACAGCAGCACUGGUACAUUUGCUGAAGCAUUACAAUGUCAAAAAGCUUUUCUAGAGUAGGCUAUUUUGUGUUAAAUAAGGCUGAAACUGUGUCCACAUAAGGAGUGAUGAGUGAAGGCAUGUGAACUAUAUGUAGAGGAAAUGCGUUUCUUUUUGCAGCGUUGUGCAAAGACAAUCUUCCACUUGAAACAAAGCAAACAAAGGUGAGAUUAACUACAGGUUGGACUUUGUAACACUGCAACCUUUCUGGAUGAGGGUCUGCCACCUGCUUGUCUCCUUUGUUGCACAGUAUCUAUAUUUUUCUGCUUAUUUCACCAGGUCGAGUUACACAUCAGAUCUAUGGAGAGGCAAACACACACUUAGAAUGCAUGUUUUUCAAGGUAUUUAAUUGGUAAAAAUGCCUGUAUUUGAAUAAAAGAGAGAUAGAUGUUGAAUAUUGUGGAACAUUCAAGGCAAAGCUAUAACAUCUCCUUGUUGACGAAUAGGCGGUGGACCCUGCACUAGAAAAGUUACAAAGUGGACCUUUAACUAAUAUUUCUUUUUACCUUCCUUCUGAAAUUCUGGAAGACAAAUUACACUCGGCAAAGUGAAUCCGAAGUAAAAAUUAUGCAGUGUUAAUGUGAAUCUGGAAACUAGUAAAAUAAAUCAUAAGUAAUGUCAAAAGUAGUAACAAAUGAACUAAACAUUGCAAUAUUAGAGCUGUAUAUUUGUCAUAAGUAUGUGCAAGUCCUCCAGUCCAAUUUCUGGUUAUGGUGUUUUUUAGAGACUGUUUAAUAUGUUUUUAAAGUGGGAUUAUAUCUGCUCACUUCAAUAAUUGUCACCUUGAUCCCUAAUCAUGUGUCAUUAUUCCUGAUAUUAAAUGCAUUAACCUGUGUUCUCCUGGACACACCUCAUACCAAGGGCAGAUUUCAUUCAUAUUGGUGUCAGUGACAAUUCCACCUUGACAAUGCUCAAUUUUCUGUAAUGUGGAAAGCUAAGCAGGGUUGAGCCUUGUUAGUUCUUGGAUGGGAGACUGCUGGGAAUACCAAGUGCCACAGUGGAGAAGCAGAGGUAGUAGGUAGUGUAGUACAUACUGUCAUCGUGUCCUUGGGCAAGACCCUUUGCCCACCUUGCCUCCUAAGUCCAUGUACAGUGGUGUAUAUGAUUGUGAUUAAGAGCAGUGUUUCUCAAACCUUCAGGUCCUUAGACAGCUCUUCAGUUUGUGGAUUUGACUAAUUCAGAGUUUAAUUUGAUCCCCUUUUUUGACCUCCUUUGGACAAUUUCUUGUUUAGAACUACAGUGGAAAUGAUGUAGUCCACUUUUAGACCUGGUUUAGUUCUAGAUUAGACCUAAAAUUGAAUUAGAUCUGGUGGUACUCGGAAAGCCGAAUCUUUUCUUUGAGGGUACUCAGAAAAAGGCACUGAUUUAGAGUGUUUGUGAGAGAGGGAAUGGAAAUCAACGGAUGAAUAUUUGAAAAAUGUAUAACAUGCUGAUUGGUGACGAGGAAAGACAGAACUUCAUUUAUCAUACAUCAGAGAGGAAAAUCAUCCAAAUAAACCAAUUGCAUACAAACAACAUACAAAUUUGGCCUUUACAAAUGUUUGAACAAAAUAUAAAAUUUAAAUAAAAUCAAAGUAUAAACCUAUUCGGGUAAAAUGGUCAUGUUUUUAUAUAGCGCUUUUCCACCUUCAACACAAUCAAAGCACUAGUGGAUCUGACCACUCAACCAAUGAUGUUUAUGUCGAGAGCGGGAUUCGCACCAUCGACCCUCAGAUCAGCGUACAAACACUCGACCAUCUGAGCCACUGUCGUCCUUUGUACAGGCUCCAUAUUUAUAGGUGAUGAUAAAAAACUGACGAGAUCGACAGACAAUAGGCAUAAAGGUUUGAUUUUUGUGCUAUCAGAUUAAGUGCAUCCAAAAGCUUUUAUCAAAUCUGUCUUUCUUUCGUAGCUUUGAAAACUGCUGACACGAGACCGAAACACAUUGAUAGUUCUUUGUUGAUGAAUGGUAAUGCAGUAGAUAUCCGCCUCAAGAGGAAGAUACAGCUGGAGUAAUUGAAUGCUCUGGUUUCACUGCGGAGAGACACAAUCAAAUUUUUAUUCUAAUUUUGUGGGUUCUGUGCUCGGUAAAUAAACUAUUGAUGAGACGAGGGGGAGCAGCUGACUCACACACUACAUCAACAAACUAAAUGCUGCUCUGGGGGAUGGCUGUAGAUGAAGACUAUUUCUACUCCCAUUUUUAGUAAGAAUCAGAUCUAAAAUUUAAAGAUGAACUAUGUAACUUUUCAGGAGUGUCCACUGCCUCAAAUAUGGCAUCAUCUAUCUCACAUUUAGUGUUUAGUUUAAGGUGAAAAAUCCAUUCUUCCUGAGUCGGAGAUGGGUAUAUUAAACGCCUAACAUUUCAAGCCGUCUGCCUCUUGUCAUGAAGAUGUUAUUGCUUUUCCCUAGAUUAGAAUGUUCCACAGCACGGCAUUAAAUUUAUCUAUCCCUACGGAGACAAUUAACUAAAUGGUGAUAUUUUUAUACAGCGCUUUUCCACUUUCAAGGCACUCAAAACCACCAAACCACUCGAAAACUCAGGGGCGAAACACUCCAACUGAGUUACUGCCACGAAAAGGCCAAGUUACAGGUCAGAUCUGUGGAUCGGACGGCGCCCCCACUCACAGGAAGAAUAUUGGUACGAUGUUUUCAAGGUGUCUUUAGUGAGAAAAAACACCUGAACAAAUGAAAGAUCAAUACAUUUAGUGCUAGAGGUACAUUCCAGCCAAAUCAGUAGCAUCUCCAGGUCAAGUAGCAGCAGAUACAACACCAGAAAAGUUACACAGUGUGCCUUUAAGGUUUUGAGAAAAGAAAAAAGACUCAAAACAGCAAUAUGCACAAUCAUACAAGUUGGAUGAUUCUUGUCUACGAGUGUACUCUGUGCUAUAACCUCUCAACAUAUUUUAAACAUAUUGUCACUCUACUGUCCAGUAGUGUGUUUAAUUAGAUCACUUCCACUCUCCUAAAUGUGCUCAGUGUCUGUCUGGGAGCCUACAUUUUGGAGUUAAAAGUAAUAGAGACCUCAUGCCCUUUAAAACAAAUGUGCAA
Messenger RNA from Periophthalmus magnuspinnatus, 6114 nucleotides. RefSeq lists its product as uncharacterized. NCBI's taxonomy places the organism in Eukaryota, Metazoa, Chordata, Actinopteri, Gobiiformes, Gobiidae. Bases 129 to 2048 code for a protein of 639 amino acids. The record is from RefSeq and is a predicted model, not a curated record. Gene Ontology annotation, molecular function: metal ion binding; RNA binding; protein binding. The transcript is spliced from 18 exons.